Messenger RNA from Apus apus (common swift), 4974 nucleotides. It is a transcript of the gene LDLRAD1, whose product is annotated as low density lipoprotein receptor class A domain containing 1. Bases 3911 to 4852 code for a protein of 313 amino acids. Gene Ontology annotation, cellular component: plasma membrane. Gene Ontology annotation, molecular function: protein binding. The record is from RefSeq and is a predicted model, not a curated record. The transcript is spliced from 6 exons. Lineage: Eukaryota; Metazoa; Chordata; Aves; Apodiformes; Apodidae.
AGGACUGUAAGGAAUCCUUCUCCCUGAGGAGAAGGGAGCAGCAGGAACCAUCAGCCUGUGAACUGACUCUAAACCCCAUCCCCCUGUGCCACUGGGGGGAAGGAGGGAGAGAAAUGGGGAGCAAAGUGAUUUGGGCUCGGAGAAGAAGGGAGGGGUGGGGUAACAUAUGGAAGCCCUGCUCUUUGUGUUGUCUGUCUCCUGUGUGUGUUUGUUUAGUGUGAAAUUAAAUUAUUUUUUUUCCCCCAAGUUGAGCCUGUUUUGCCUGGGACCUUAAUCAGUGAAGAACCCUCCUUGUCCUUUGUCUCAACCCAUGAGCUUGUAGUUGGGUUUGACCUGAGCUGAGCGAGUGACCACUGGGCUGGUUCCUUGCUAUUGUUCUAGACCCAAACCACGACAUUUGAUGGCACCCCAGGUGGGAUCGAGACAAGGACAAAGAAUAAGGAGAGGUAUUGGGCAAAGCAGGGACUGAAGUGUGAUUAUGAGGAACUUUGGUGGUUCACAUUGUGGUAAAUGGAUGAGGAGUGGGUUGUCUGUAAAUUAUCCCUUUUCCAUUUGGUAUUUUGCUGCUAUUUUUAUUUUGGUCUGGGUUUUUUCUUGCUGUGUGAGUAAGGUUUGUGAGAAGUUGGUAAUUAAUGUAGAUGUUGCUAAUGAUUUUUUCCUAUGUGAUUCGCAGAGGGGUGGAAGUGGCUUUGAAUUCUGGUGAGACCUGUAGAGGUUCUGAAGGAUACAGUGGUGGAGCUCACUGUUAAAACUGGUUCAAUAGUCCUUCCUAAUUGGGCUGCAAGGCUGAUGGUUGUGCAGCUACAGCUGCUGGAGCCUUGCAGGGGCCAUUAAGCAGGAAGGUGCAUGAAGUGGUGCAGUGCUGCUGAAAAGUCUACCCUAGGGGCAGUUUUUCUGUCAACAAGGUUUAAGAGCAUGAAGCAAUGUUUGUUUUAAGCAGGCUUGUAUCGAUGUGCAGAAGUUGCAAUUUGAAGUCUUAAACUAGUAGUUCCUCUCCAUGCUGAAUAGGGCAGUGGCAGGAUAAGGGGUAACAGUUUUAAACUGAAAGAGGGGAGAUUUAGGUUAGACAUCAGAAAUAAAUUCUUCACCAUGAGGGCAGUAAGGCCCUGGAAUAGGUUGCCCGGGGAGGUUGUGGAAGCCCCCUCCCUGGAGGUGUUCAAGGCCAUGUUGGAUGAGGCUUGUGCAGCCUGGUCUAGUGUGAGGUGUCCCUGCUUAUAGCAGGGGGGUUGGAACCUGAUCGUCUAAGGUCCUUUCCAACCUGAACCAUUCUAUGAUUUAUUCUAUGAAUUCUUCAACAACAUGGUAGCCCAGAAAUUUGGGUGCCAGCAGCUGUUGACUGGUACCUUUGCAUGUAGGUGACAGUAUUGCAACGGCCUCAAGCGUGACUGCUGUGUGAUGUUUUCAGCACACUGUUCACUUGGGAAAUCCCUCUGUCUGCAGCAGAGAUUCAGCAGAGAUAUGUGUUCCUGCUCACGGAGUGCAAGCCCCAGUGUUCUGCCCUGUCAGGGCUCUGCUUCCAGUGCUGUCAAGUGCGAUUUGUGCAACAGAUGCUCUAAUUGAUUUGUAAACGUGGGCUCUACUUCAGUGGUUAUUGCCUGUCUUAGCAUGAUGUUGUUUGAGGUUGCCUUUACAGCAGAGGCUUUAGCAACCCCAGUUCUUCCAGCUGAAUGACUAUCAUGGAAAUGUUGUCAAGUGUGUUAAAACGUUUUGCUUUACUACUACAUGUAGUUGCAGAGGGAGUGUUAGAGCGUCAUGAAAACACGGCUAUUUGCCUGUUAUGUUCAGCCUCUUAACAUUGAUGACUUGAUUUCACAAAACUUUCUCUUCCUGGAUUUGAGUUAAACAACUUCUGCUGUCACUUGGCAUUGGAUCUGCCUACAAGACAAAACACAAGUUUUGUGUGUUUUGUCUUUUGUUGGGUGUUUGGUGACAUUUCAGCCAAGUGAUCUGUGCAGUGAAGCCAGGAUUCAGUAACGUGCGGUUGGGUCACAGGGAACACUGUGCCUGGGGCAAUCUGUCACUUGGCACUGCUGCUCCCCGAGUGAGCCAGAAGAGUUUAAGUGUUGCACUUGGUACCUCUUCUCGAAAGUAUCUUCCCUCAGUAAGUUCAGCUACUAGCUCGGCUGCAGUGAUUGAGCUGCUUCUCAAGAUUUCUAAUCAAAAUGGAGUAUUUAAGUUAUCUUGGCAUCUGACUUUGCAAAAUGGCUUGUCCUGCUCGUUUGGAGUUAAACAUUUGACUUCCUGACAUCUUCAUUUUCAGAGGCUGCAAUUUGGGUUUGAUCUCCGCUCAAGACCACUGUUUACAUGAAGGGCCUGAAAUUACUGAAAUUGCAGGAGGAAAGCAUUUCAUAUUCUCUUCAGGCGAGCUGAACUUGUAUCAGGUUUUAAAUGGAAUCAUCUUGACACAAAUGAGGCAGCUCUCUCAAGUGUGCACAAUUCAUGCUUCCAGAAAUAGCCAUGAUACAUCUGGGGGGGAGCUUGGGGUUUUUUUAGGUGCUAGAAUUAGCAGUAGUCUUCUGUUUUACUGGAUAUCUUGAUCUGUGUUCCCUCUUCUUCUUUGAGCUUUGGUGAAGAAUCUUUUCUUUUUCUUUUCCCGCUUUUUUUUUUUUCUUCUGAAGGGCUUGUUUGUCACCUCAUGCUCAUGAAUUCCUUUUUCUGAACUGUACGCAGUCUUUGAUGUGGAGUAACUGCUCUAAAACCCAGCUGCCUGAUUGGCUACAGCUGAGCUUGAUAAUCUUGGUGUAGGAAAUAGAUGGUGCUACAUGUCAGAUCUAGUGUACAUUUGCCUCUAAGAGUGGGUUUACUCCACAUCUUAAACAUUCGUGGAUUGUUCUGUGGGGUAUACACAGCAAGCCUGCUUGACUUGGCUCUUACAUGGGACUCUUGGCAAACUCACAGCCACCUAAGGCCUUUUCUGUAUCAGGUCUGAUUAGAAAGUAGGACUUCCUCUUUAAAGAGAAACAGAUCCUGAAUUUAAGAUACGCAGGUUUUAUCCCUUAGUCUGUCGUUCUUCUGUAUUACAGCAGGUUCCCAGACCUGCAGGCUGUUUUCUACUUGGCCUUUUUUACCCCCAACCUCACCCUGGACCAGGAGAGCUUUCUAGCAGUGGUUUUAACAGUGCUGUGUUCCUGUGAGAAGCUUCUGCUUUGGACAAAUUGGUGAAGGAGGAGAUGUAUUUAAUUCUGGCUGGUCUGUGAGGAGGUGAGGGCAGGGUUGGCAGAUGCCCUUGUCUGUUCCUGCAUGUCAGGCAUUAUUUGGCACUUUGAAUCAAAUCAAGGCAGCUGUGUGUGUGGGCAACUUACAGGAGAUAUAGCUGCCAGCUUCUCCUUGGAAGCCCUGGUAAUCUAUUUUUACUACUGCUUGGGGGUGACUCCUGGUGUGUGAGGUGGCAACAAUUCGGAGACAUUUGAGUCCUAUGGACCCUCCUGCAAACAAGAAGAGCACAGGCUCUUCCAACAUUUUAUUCCAGUGCUUUUCCUCCCUCUGGCAAAGCUGCCUGCUCAUGACAUCUUAUUCUUGAAGCUGCAAACUCUGCUCUGUGAGUGCUGUGCCUGCAGCCAGCUUAGAAGGCUUCAAUCUAUUCUCAAAUUCAUGUUGGCUAUGGACUGAGCUGCUGGGACUUACUGCAGGCCUGGAAAUUCAAGUAUGCAGGUAGGAGUGAGGACCCUGGAGGAUCUGCUGUGCCUGUGCUCAUUGCCCAAGCAGAGAAGCUAUUCCAGCUGUUUGUGUCCCACACAGCUCUGCUGAGAUCUGAUCAGCUUGCAGGAGUCUUGGCUGAUGCUGCUACAAGGUCAGUGUGUCAGCUCUGUCUUGGGAAGGAGGUAGGGAGAAAGGAGACUUUGGUGAUCAGACUGUCUUCCCUCAUGCCUUUAUCAUGAAGGCACGUUCUCCUUGAGCUGCAGCAGGGUAAAUGCAGCCAGCAUCACCUGCAGGUGAGCAUUCCUCUACUGAACCAACAUCAGAAGUGGCAGCAGGGUCACUGGCCUUUAUAGUUUGCCUAAUGAGAGGCAGGAGGAAUGAGAAGCAAAGCAGAAACCCAGUUUCCAACCAGAGCUGGGGCACAGGCCCAGCGGUGCCUUCCCCAGGCUCUCCUGCUUGUGCGCGCAGGCAGCAGCACGUUCCUCAGCACAUUCCUCACUCUCCUGCCUCUGUUGAGCUUUGUAUCCUGGUAACAUCGCUCCUGGUAAGGUGCAGAGAACUCCCUGCAAUCCUUUCAGCUGCUGUGAGGGCUGGAGCUCUGAGAAGCAUGAACAAAACUCACCCCCAGAGAAAUGGUGAUGUAGCUACUUUUGGUUCCACAAAGUCCUGCUCUGAAGAAAGAGCCCGGUGCUGGCCGCCCAGCUGCACCAGGAGACGUGUCUGCAUCUUGGCCACAGCUCUGCUCAUCCUCACUGCCACCAGCUUGGCAGUGGCACUGGGGCUCCUGCCACGUGCACCAGUGAACCGCUUCUGUGCAGCCUCCAAUAACCGGACAGGCUUCUUGUGUGAUGACAGAGCAACCUGCAUCCUGGCCAGCCAGGUCUGUGACAGAGCUAGCAACUGCAGGAAUGGAGAGGAUGAGCAGGAGGAACUCUGUGGUGACCUGCCCCACAGCCUCCCAGGAUACCUGGUUUUCCACUGCAGUGAUCCAGCCUACUGGAUCUAUGCUGAUCAGAGGUGUAACGGGAUCAACGACUGCGGAGACUGCUCUGACGAGAUGGGCAGCUUGGCUGCCUGCCCCCCGUGUGGGCUGGAGUGGUGGAGCUGCACUCCUGUGCUCUACGAGUUCUGCUCCUGCAUCCCCAGGAGGCUGUGUCGGGAUGGUGUCCAGCACUGCACCACCUGGUCUGAUGAGUACAUCUGCCCACCAUGAAGUCUUGGCACCCAGCAGCACUGGAGACCACAGGGUGCUUCCUGCAUGGUCACUUUUGAGCCUUGGUGCCCUCCUGCUCUGCCACCCACUUGGGAAGCUUCACCCAAGCAAGUCCUCAUCAG